AUGACUUCAAUUGAUAUUAUUGUUAUCCUAGUUACUCUGUUUUUGGCUCUUCCGGAUGAAUGGAGUGGUCUUGACAGUUCCUGGUGUCAUGGAUUUUUGAAAGAAGCAGAAAGGCACAAUACAAAAGACCUUGCAACUUUAAAGGUCAACGUAGCAUCUUUCUUUUAUUUAACCAAGGGAGCUCUUGAUUAG
Entrophospora candida is the source of this 192-nucleotide messenger RNA. Lineage: Eukaryota; Fungi; Glomeromycota; Glomeromycetes; Entrophosporales; Entrophosporaceae. The record is from the annotation of a GenBank genome assembly.